This is a messenger RNA of Phragmites australis (common reed), 1374 nucleotides long. RefSeq names its product psbP-like protein 1, chloroplastic. The transcript is spliced from 8 exons. The record is from RefSeq and is a predicted model, not a curated record. Gene Ontology annotation, biological process: photosynthesis. Lineage: Eukaryota; Viridiplantae; Streptophyta; Magnoliopsida; Poales; Poaceae. Gene Ontology annotation, cellular component: photosystem II oxygen evolving complex; extrinsic component of membrane; photosystem II. Bases 87 to 1133 code for a protein of 348 amino acids. Gene Ontology annotation, molecular function: calcium ion binding.
ACAGUUUGUUCGGACUUCAGCAGAAAGAAUCAAAGAAACCACGGAGGUCGACUUUGCAUCGCGAAUUGGUUACUCAGUUGCAGUAGAUGAACAAAUUUGAUAGGCGAUCGAAGCGAUGGGUGUUUAUAAAAUCGCAAAAAAAACGCUCCAGUAAAUUACAAUGGAGCAGUCAAUCAGCCGCGGGGCAGAUACGGGCCGAGCCGAGCCGAUGCCCAUUCGUGCUUGUCAAGGUCCAACCCCGUGUGCCCACCGCGCGCAUCGCUCGGCUCGGCUCGGCUCGCGUCGCGUCCUCGUGUGGACCAGAAACGAAGCGAAAUCCUACUCGGCGCACGGAGUCCGCAAGCUUGGUCGCCUCGUUGCCUUCCAUCCGGCAUCAUCCUCGUCGACGCGCAGCUCCCGCUCCCAUGGCCACCGCCGUGCCCGCCGCCUCCCUCCAGUUCUCUCGCCGCGCCUCCUCCCCUGCCGCCGCAGCUCGCCGUCCCAGGGCCCCGUCGCUUCGCAAGCGGCAUUGCGCCGUCAGGCCCUUGGGCGCCGCCUGCAGCCCGCCGCGGCAGCACAACAACGAAGAGGAAGGCUCCAGGCGGCGACAGGUGCUUGUGGCGGGGGCCGCCGCGGCCGCGGCGUUUCUGUCUCGGCCUAAUCCGGCAGCAUUCGCAGCAGAGGCUAAGAAAGGGUUCCUGCCUGUCACCGACAAGAAGGUUGGCUACUCCUUCCUCUACCCAUUCGGAUGGCAGGAAGUGGCCGUGCAAGGGCAAGAUAAGGUGUACAAAGAUGUAAUAGAGCCUCUGGAGAGUGUGAGCAUCAACACUAUUUCCACCAGCAAGCAGGAUAUCCGUGAGCUUGGUCCCCCGGAUAAGGUUGCCGAGGCUUUGAUAAAAAAAGUUUUAGCUCCGCCAUCUCAAAAGACAAAGUUAAUUGAGGCAAAAGAGAAUGAGGUUGACGGGAGAGCUUACUACAUUUUUGAGUUCACAGCUCAGGCUCCAAAUUACACCAGACAUGCACUUGGUGCAAUUGCCAUUGCUAAUGGCAAAUUUUACACAUUGACUACUGGAGCAAACGAGAGGAGAUGGGAGAAAAUGAAGGAUAGGCUGCAUACAGUUGUUGAUUCCUUCAGAAUUGAAAACAGAAUAUGAGGGAUAUCUGAGUUGUUGUGCUGAUUUUCUUUGUUGAUUCGUUUGGAGCUGCAAAGAGGUUUAAUAGUAAAUGUCGGGAAUAUGAAUUAUACUGAUCUGUUUUCUUUUGAAACGUUUGUUUCGAGUGUGUGUGUAUAUAUAUAUUACUGUGCUCCUUGGAGUAAGGAGGUCUAGACCUCUGAGGUGUAAAUUUGUCACCAAAUAGGCAAUAGAAAGUCUUCUUCUGUGGGAGAUUCGUAUC